AUGUACAAGCACCCCAAGUGGGGAUUCCGCUAUUGGCUUGACCCCAGGGGAGAAGAAGGACCAAACACACUGUAUGGGAAGCAAGUAUACUGCUGGUGGCACUUCAUUGCCUCCCAUCCAGGCGCUUUCAGGGAUCUGGCACAAUGGCAUUGCCAUGGGUUUGCUACCCCACCCCCUACAGUCUCCACACCUCCAUCUGCAAGGGAGCUAACUCAGGCAAUGCAGAACCUCAUUCUGCUCUACCCAGCAGACCCACUGGCCUACACAAGCAGGCCAGCAAUGCCAGUGACCCCUCCAGCAUGCCCAGACACUCCCAGGCCAACAGAGGCACAUGCACCAGCACCCUUGCUGGACCCCAGGAUACUCAUCUCCAGUGAGAGAAACACAAUGGGAGCCUCAGAGCUACCUAGGAUGGGGCAAUGA
Rhizoctonia solani is the source of this 423-nucleotide messenger RNA. RefSeq lists its product as uncharacterized. The record is from RefSeq and is a predicted model, not a curated record. The transcript has a single exon. The coding region runs from base 1 to 423 and encodes 140 amino acids. Lineage: Eukaryota; Fungi; Basidiomycota; Agaricomycetes; Cantharellales; Ceratobasidiaceae.